Messenger RNA from Pteropus alecto (black flying fox), 1863 nucleotides. RefSeq names its product DNA polymerase mu (gene POLM). Lineage: Eukaryota; Metazoa; Chordata; Mammalia; Chiroptera; Pteropodidae. Gene Ontology annotation, cellular component: nucleus. The coding region runs from base 416 to 1831 and encodes 471 amino acids. Gene Ontology annotation, molecular function: DNA binding; DNA-directed DNA polymerase activity. The transcript is spliced from 10 exons. The record is from RefSeq and is a predicted model, not a curated record. Gene Ontology annotation, biological process: double-strand break repair via nonhomologous end joining.
GCGGAGCCGCACAUGGGCCGCAGCCGCCGGGCCUUCCUCACGCGCCUGGCGCUGUCCAAGGGCUUCCGCGUGCUGGACGCCUACAGGGAGAUGAACUGUCUCUGCUUUACGGAGGAGCAAAUCAAAGCACCUAGAAGUGAGGAAGGUGCCCAGGGGCACGCAGCAAGGAUGUGGCAGAGCUGAGGUUCAACGCCAAGCUGUCUGGCUCUGGCGCUUGGAUGAAGAACCCCUGGUCCUUGGCCCUGAGGAACUCCUUUCUGUGGGAUGCGAAGAGAGGGAGACAGCACAGAAUCAGGCUGGGCUUCUGACGGCUCGAGCAGGGACCACAGCUCUGCGGUGCUGGAGGGCCGCCAGUAGAGGGGGCUGGAGGUCUCUGAGAAGGUGGUAUUUGAGCUCUGAGGUGACGCACGUGGUGAUGGAGCAGACCUCUGCGGAGGAGGCCGUCUGCUGGCAGGAGAGCAGGGUGGUGCCCCCCCAGUCCGGGUGUGCCCGCCCCGCACUGCUGGACAUCAGCUGGUUCACAGAGAGCAUGGCAGCCGGGCAGCCUGUACCCGUGGAGGGCCGGCACCGCUUGCAGGUGGCUGUGCCCAGGAAAGGGCUGCCCAGCCUGGUGUGGAUGCCACCCUAUGCGUGCCAGCGCCCCACACCCCUCACACACCACAACACCAGCCUCUCGGAGGCUCUGGAGAUGCUGGCAGAGGCAGCGGGCUUUGACGGCAGCGAGGGCCGUGUCCUUGCCUUCAGCAGAGCAGCCUCCAUGCUCAAGGCGUUCCCUGGCCCUGUCACAGCCCUGAGCCAGCUGCAGGGCCUGCCCCACUUCGGAGAGCACUCCUGCAGGGUUGUCCAGGAGCUGCUGGACCGAGGCGAGUGUGUGGAGGUGGAGAGGGUCCGGCUGUCGGCCAGGUACCGGAGCAUGAAGCUCUUCACCGGGAUCUUUGGGGUCGGAGUGAGGACUGCUGACCGGUGGUACAGGGAGGGGCUGCGGACACUGGACGAUGUCCGAGGGCAGGUGCAGAGACUGACCCAGCAGCAGAAAGCAGGACUCAGGCACCAUGCGGACCUGAGCACCCCGGUCCAGCGGCCCGAUGCGGAGGCCCUGCAGCAGGUGGUGGAGGCGGCCGUGGAGCAGGCCCUUCCCGGGGCCACAGUCACACUGGCUGGCGGCUUCCGGAGGGGGAAGUUGCAGGGCCAUGACGUGGACUUCCUCAUCACGCACCCCGAGGAGGGCCAGGAGGUGGGGCUGCUGUCCCGAGUGAUGCACAGCCUCAAGGAGCAGGUGAGAGUGGCGGGGUCGGCUCUGCCUUGGUGGUUCCUGGUGUGGUCACAUAGCGGUCACAGGGAACUCCCCGCAGGGCCUGGUCCUGUACCACCAGCACUGGCUCCCGCAAGGCCAAGAGCCCGCCCGCCCAGCCCGGAGGAGCCGCACCACCGACACCUUGGAGAGGUGCUUCUGCAUUCUUCGCCUGCCAAGUUCCCUGGGGGUUGCUGUCGGGGGCGCCCUGGGGCCCUGCCGCCCCUGGAAGGCGGUGCGCGUGGACCUGGUGGUCGCCCCCAUCAGCCAGUUCCCCUUCGCCCUGCUUGGCUGGACCGGCUCCAAGGAGACAUUUGUGCACCUGGCUGCAGAGGAAGACAUCUUCAGACACCUGGGCCUUACAUACCUCCCGCCGCAGCUGAGGAAUGCCUGACCCUUCCUGCCCACCCACCUCUGCACAGCAGAAAUGCCACCCAGCUGGCCAGCCAGUACCCACCACGCCCCGAGCCACUGGACAUCUCCUGGCAGAAGUCACCUGCUGCCCCAAGCCCUCGCCCCUCCCGAGUGGAACCCCUGUGACCACCACUCCCCCGGGCACACCCAUCCAAGAG